Messenger RNA from Engraulis encrasicolus (European anchovy), 1968 nucleotides. It is a transcript of the gene napsa, whose product is annotated as napsin A aspartic peptidase. NCBI's taxonomy places the organism in Eukaryota, Metazoa, Chordata, Actinopteri, Clupeiformes, Engraulidae. The coding region runs from base 134 to 1351 and encodes 405 amino acids. Gene Ontology annotation, biological process: proteolysis. The transcript has 10 exons. Gene Ontology annotation, molecular function: aspartic-type endopeptidase activity. Gene Ontology annotation, cellular component: lysosome. The record is from RefSeq and is a predicted model, not a curated record.
CGAAUGUCAUUUAUGAUCCUAACCUGACCCACGCUGGGGGUGUUGAUUAGGCCAGCGGCACACAGGAGUUGGGCACGGUAGAGUGGAUAGUUGAGAGAGGAAUUGAGUCGAAGUUGGUGUGUUGGGAAGCGAAAUGUUUCGUGCCAAAGAACUUUUCAUCGUCUUCUCUGUGCUACUGGUACACAGCUAUGCAAUUAUCAGGGUUCCUUUGCACAAGGUGCGGACGGCAAGGCGUCAGAUGAGCGAUAACGGCAUGAGUGUGGAGCAACUUUUAGCGCUCAGCCGGGCUAACAUUGACCUGGCGCAAAGAGGAGACCCACCAACGCCAGCGCCCACCUCAGCUCCAGCCCCGGCCGAGAAACUCACCAACUUCAUGGACGCCCAGUACUUCGGCGUGAUAAGCAUUGGAACGCCACCGCAGGAAUUCAAAGUGCUGUUCGACACCGGCUCUUCAAACCUCUGGGUUCCCUCAGUCCACUGCUCUUUCCUUGAUAUCGCCUGCUGGCUGCACCAUCGCUACAACUCCAGGAAGUCCAGCUCCUAUGUGAGGAACGGCACCAAGUUCGCCAUCAGGUACGGCAGAGGCAGCCUCUCCGGCUUCAUCAGCGAGGACACGGUCAAUCUGGCAGGUGUGAACGUUCCAGGGCAGCAGUUCGGCGAGGCAGUGCAGCAGCCUGGCAUUGUGUUUGCGGUGGCACGCUUCGACGGCGUGUUUGGCAUGGGCUACCCCACCAUCUCCGUGGAGAAGGUCACCCCCGUUUUCGACCAGAUCAUGGCCAAGAAACUGCUGCCUCAGAACAUUUUCUCCUUCUACCUCAACAGGAACACGCAGGCUCCAGUGGGUGGAGAGUUGAUGCUGGGGGGCACUGAUCCACAGUACUACGAGGGGGAACUCCACUACGUCAACGUCACACGCAAGGCCUACUGGCAGAUCAAGAUGGACGCAGUUGAGGUUGGCAAUCAGCUGACUCUGUGUAAGGAUGGUUGCCAGGCGAUUGUUGACACGGGGACGUCUCUGCUGGUGGGACCUGCGGAAGAAGUGAGGUCACUCCACAAGGCCAUCGGAGCCCUGCCACUGCUCAUGGGCGAGUACUGGAUUGAGUGCGGCAAGAUCCCCAACCUGCCCGUGGUUUCCUUUAACAUCGGGGGGAAACUCUUCAACCUGACUGGGGAAGACUACGUCCUACAGGAGAGUCAGAUGGGAGCCAAGGUGUGCCUGUCCGGCUUCAUGGCACUGGAUGUGCCGCCCCCUGCUGGGCCUCUCUGGAUCCUGGGAGACGUCUUCAUCGGCCGCUACUACAGUGUCUUCGACCGAGAUAACGACCGUAUCGGCCUGGCUCCUGCCAAGUGAGCUGGGGGAAGUGCAUGUGAUGUAACGUGAUGUCCUGUUGCAGUAUAAUGUCCACACGCUCCACAAGGCCUCUGUGUCCGCCUGUUUCUCAUUGGCGCCCCCCCCCCCCACUGAAAGACACAAACAAGAACAAGGCCAGCUGAUGACGGACCAGGCCAAGAAUGGGUCUUGCAGGUUCCCCUUGGAACUAAUUAGGGUCACAAUUUUGGUGCCGAUUCCCUCGCUGUCCAGUUCUCCCCUGCUGUUUUGGGUACUGUCCACUUCUGCUUUUUUUAAAAAGGAAAAACAAAAUCGCGUUGCUUAUGUUUUGGUAAAGGUACACUGGUUUGAUGUAUGUAUUUUUUUUAAAUGAGCUUUUUUUUUCUUGGUACAGUAAUUUAAUGUUUGAAUGAUCAGUGACUGUUUUGGAGAAGUGUUUUUUUUUUGUGUGUGUGACCAAAGGUGUUUACCGAGUGAAAAUCUAACCUCAUGUGUAACCUGCUGUACAAAUGGCUAAUUAUAAUCCCCUCUGCACUCUACGAGGAUGGACCUUUCACUGCCCACUCCAUAUUCUAAUGAUUGCCAUUCUGUACCAGAGGUGAUUGUGCUUCCAGCUUUAAUAAAUACAUUUACACACA